CGAGAAACUUCGAAAUACAAAUCGCUGCUAGUGAUUAUGGAGAAGUUUGAAGAGGAGUUAAAAACUUUAAUUGGUUCCGGUGCUGUUGACGGGGAUGUCGCUAUGCUGGACGAUGAUGGAACCACUGUGGACAACGACAGAGCCAUAUACACCAAAAAGCUGUGUGAGAUUCUGAUUGAAGUGCGUGAGGCAACCGAAAUUAAGCUCUCCGCUCAGCUCAUUGACGAAAAGCAAUAUGACUUCAAUGGCAAAGCUGCACUUCAAGAAGCGCCGAUCGAAGUGUUUGCGAAAACUAGGGCAAGGAAUUCAUAUUUUGCAAGCAACGAGUUCAGAUCGCAGAUGAUGGAAUAUGGAGGCAACAAGACGUGGGAACCUUUUGUUGACUCAUUGUCAAUUGGAGAAGAUCAUAUUCUGCUACUGGUGGUAUGCCAGGAAGAUGAGCCGGCGGCUAUGCUAGAUUUUUACUGGAAUAACACAAUUCUGGACGAGCUGCAAAUUUGCGUAGCAGGUGGUUUUCAAAACAUUGGUGUGAUUGUGGUAUCCGCUGAAUCUCAGGAUAUUUAUAAGUACCGAAGGAUGCUCGACCAGAGAUUAAGUGUCAGUUGCCCAUCGGUAAUUUUCAUGUCACGGGUGGCUCAUUAUCCCAACAUCGUCGCAAACUACAUAAAUGAACGACUAGUGACAGAGACAGCCGAAGUUGUGAGGCAGAGAGGUGCAGCGCAGAACCUGGCUACCGGAGAAACUCAGAGCUUUGCAGAUCUAAUGAAUCGCAGUAUCGAUACCUUAGUCGCAAGUUCACCGCACUACCGUGGGAAAAGGAAUGGAAACAAGGAUAGGAACGAAGGCUUGCUCCCUA
Messenger RNA from Sphaeroforma arctica JP610, 856 nucleotides. RefSeq lists its product as hypothetical. Lineage: Eukaryota; Ichthyosporea; Ichthyophonida. The annotation marks the transcript as partial. The transcript has a single exon. The record is from RefSeq and is a predicted model, not a curated record.